Messenger RNA from Pseudomyrmex gracilis, 5436 nucleotides. RefSeq names its product titin-like. NCBI's taxonomy places the organism in Eukaryota, Metazoa, Arthropoda, Insecta, Hymenoptera, Formicidae. The transcript has 6 exons. Bases 212 to 5359 code for a protein of 1715 amino acids. The record is from RefSeq and is a predicted model, not a curated record.
CGAAAGCUAUAAUCGCAUGCUAUGACAAAUCUCAUGAAUGAUUUGCGGCAAUCUAAUGACAGAAUCUGCCAGUGUUGGACCCUAUCCAAAAUUGAUGGUGUGUUCUCGACGAAAAUGUUAAUGCGCGCGUUCGCGCAACGACGAGCGACGACUGCUAGGCGUAUCCCGUAAAUCAAAUUGCGAGACAUGAUUUAAUGAUUACACGAAGAUAAUGUACGCGCACUACGACGCAACAGCGAGUAAUUGGCCAGUUAGACAAUCAAAAACGAUAAACUGUAUGGAGAACGAAAGUAUUCUGAGUAAAGAGAAUUUGUCAAAGCGUACCAACGCUGACCAACAAGAGAAUGCAACAAAAACAGAACAUCGCUCUCCCGUUGAAUUAAAGAAUUUCACAAUCAAAGAUACGUCGAAAAAAAACGACAGAUCCACAACAAAGAGAAAAACUUAUUUUUUAAGCGAAACAGCAAAGAGAAGCAAUGUAAUAUUAAAAACGUCAGACUCUUUUUCCAAGGAAUGCAAUGAGAAAAAAAAUAAAUCGAUUCAAAACCUUAAAGAACGCGCGGUCGCGGAGACGGUUGUUGUUGAUCAACCUGGGAAAAUGCCCUCGCUUCCGAAUCAAGUUCUCUCCGAUGGAUCAAAACGCGAGAUUAAAAUUCCAGGAAAAAUCAACAACGCGGCGACGACAGACACACGUCUGCCACGUCCAGUCUGUGACAUAAUCGGCAAACGGGAGCAACGCCGAGAGGAAUUGAAAAAAAUGGAAGGAGAUCUGCGACAGCGGCUAGACAUGCUUGAAUGUUCGAUGCCGGCAGUAAUGAUGUGGAAUAUCUGGAAGAUGUCGGAGGGCGCGCCGGUCUGCAGAAUAAAACGUAUCCUAGAGAAGCAAUUUAAAGAUGCGAGAGAACUUUCUUGUCGUAGCACACCGAGCCGCCAUUACGAUUCCAGGAUACGAGAUGCCGAGGCUGAGAGGAAACUGGCGUUGAAUAAAGUGGAGGAAGCGCGAAAUCUUUGGUCGGAGAAGCUCGUCAAGUUGGAAGAGAAGAGACGAAAACUCGAGGAAGCAAAGAGGAUUCAGGAGGAGCAGAAGAACGCGAUAGAACGUUUGAGCAAAGAGGCGAAGAUGUUACGGGAGGAAAUGGAAAAACGGGACGUGGAUGCGCAGCAAAAUGGAUCGUGUCAAUACGGCGAGUGCGGUGACAUGAAGUGCAGGCAAAGAUGGCUGGAUAAGACGUUACGCUUAUCGAGCGUAACGUCUAUCGAGUCUGGCGAUAUUCAGUGUUUGGAGAAGAUAGAACAAUUAGCGGAAGAGGAAGUUAUCAUAAAGCGAGAUAUUGCCGAGUUAGAACGUCGCGAGGAAGCUUACAUGAGAACGCUUCAGGAUACGGAUGAGUUCUGGUCGAAAAUGGAAGACGAAGCGGUUACUACGACGAAAGCGUUGAAGGAACAGUUGGAUAUGAAAACCGCGGCUAAUCAACAGAUGGCGGAUCGCGUGUGCGAGUUGGAGGACGCGCUUGAGAAGUGUCGCAAGAAAAUGGCCGAAUGUAGGACGCAAUUGGAGAAGUUUCUGAGUAUUGAGAAAAUCGAGGCUACAAUAGGUCGCGACGAUGACGUUGCGGAAGUGACAGAUAAGGAAGUUGUGGUGAGAACUAGGGUCGUGCAUCGACCAAUAGGUAGAGUGGACGACGUAGCAACGGUGAAGGACGACGAAGUUUUGGUAAGAGCCGAAGUCGCGGACAAGGAGAUGUUUGCGCGACCCAUCGUAGUCGACGCCGAAGCGGAAGUGACUUUUGUCAGGGACGAUAAGGACAUUACGGUUAAACCUGAUGUAAUUGAUCUCGCUGUCGAUCAUCCGGCGGAUCUCGUGGAAAUCAAAGACGAGGAAAUCGCAGUUCGGCCGGAGGAUCUUCCUUACGAGCAGCAAAAACUCAAAGAAGUUCGAGAAUAUUUAGCCCAGUUGAGCUCGUUAGAGGAACUUUACAAAGAAGGUGAACCUUGUCCGCCCGAUUUCGUCUGCAAUGACGUGGUAAAAUCGCCUACCGGCAUGACAGACGAAGAACUGAUUGCGUUAGGUUUGGAUCCUGCCGCACCGAUCAAAAAAAUUGAUAAGAAAAUUCCGACUGACGAGGAACGAGAGAGACAAUUUCGAGAAGAAUUUGCGAAAAAAGCGAAUCAUGUCGUUGACGAUAUUAAAAAGAAAGAAGAGAAAACGAAUGAAAUUCUCGAUGUCGAAACCAAGCAAGAAUUUGUCGAGAAAGCUGUAGAACUAACAGCUGUUGAAACGCCUGUUAGAGAAAUUGUAACGCGUCCGGCGAUUUCAGAAAAAGUUACGGACGAUAGUUCGAUAACAAUGCCGGAUGACGUUAAACCGGAAGUUAAAAAGAUCGAACAAGACAUCGUAAUACAACGAGAUACAAUUCUAUCAUGGAUCGACACGAUCGAUACGAUUCGCACAAAAACAGCGAAACACCCUAACUGUCACGCAGCGAAACAAGAUGCUGAUACCUUAGCCGAACAGAUUGGCGUGUACAUUGGGAUAAAACCUAAAGAAAUAGACGAGAAAGACGUGACAACAAUUACAAUAGAAAAGGAAGACAGAGAUACGAUAAACGAAAUAAAAGUAAAACCUGAAAUCGAAACAGAAGAAAAGUUUGAAGAGAAAAACGAGAUCAAGUUUGUGUCGGAAAUCGCAACAAAAUCUACAAAUGAUGUCAUUACCGAAGUACAAGAAAAAAUAUAUAUCAAACCUCCAAUUGUUGAAACAGAAAUAAUGGAAACAACAAAAGUGACUGCGGAAGAAGCGAAAAGUGUAGUCGCUAAAGAAAUAAUCGAUUCAACGGAAGUAAAAGCGCCAAACGAGGUGGCAGACGUAUCAAAAGAAGCAAUAACAGACGAAGUGUCAAAAGAAACCGAUGAAAGUAAACUUGCAGAAAGUAAAAAUGAAAUAGAAAAAUUGAAGGAAACCCCGCAACUAAAUAAAGUUAAAACCAUAGAAGAUGCGACAUCACGCGUGGAAAUCAUAAAAACGAAAGAAAUUGCAGAAGCUCCACCUGUUGUGGAGAUAAAAGAAAUAGAACGCGCUGAUAUAAAGGAAACGAUGCCAAUCAUGGAUGAUUUCAAAGAGGUGAAAGAAAUUGUGCCAGAGACAGUGUCACCGGCUGCCGAGUUAGAAAAAGAAACCGAGAUAGAAAAAUUCGAGCCUGGCAAACUUUCUGUUGACACCGAAAAAUUAUUGACCGUCGAUGUGGCAGAAAAACAAAUUAAAGUUGAAGAAUCUUCGCAAAUUGUGAAAGAAAUAGAAGAAAAAAAAAUUGAAAUCGAACAAAUUUCGAUUCCGGAAGCAAUAGCGACAGAAAAAGUCAAAAUCGAAGAACCGGUACCGUCGGAUGUAAUACAAGAAAAAAUUGAAAUUGCAGAACCACCACCGAAAGACGAAAUUAAACUGGAAGAAGAACCAUUUCCAACUGUGAACGAAGUAACAGACAAGACUGAAAUAAUUCAACCAGCGACAGAACCUCCUCCUCUGUCAAUAAUAAAGAAUGAGGAGCAAGAUAUAGAACAGCCAGUGCUUGCUGAAGUAAAACCCGAAGAAAAAGAAGAGAACGAAAAAAUAAAAGAAACGCCGAAAGAAUUUAUUGUCGAAUUACCCGAAGAAGAGACAAUAAUAGAAAAACUUGAAAUGAUUCAACCAGUGACGGAAUCAUUGCCAAUAAUAAAAGACGAAGAUCAAGAGAUCGAAGCGAUGGAAAAACCCGCGAUUGAACACGUUAAACGAGAAGACGAAAAAAUAGAAGUAAUAACAAAAGAACUUAUUUCUCCUAUCGAAUUACCCGAAGAAGAUAAAGUAAUGGAAAAAAUCGAAGUGAUUCAACCAGUAACAGAACCACCGCCAGUAAUAAAGACAGAAGUGCAAGAAAUCGAAGCAAUGGAAAAACCCGUGCUCGAAGCGAAACGAGAAGAAGAUAAAAAAAUGGAGGAAAUACCAGAAGAACUUAUUCCGCUUACUGAAUUAACUGAAAAAGAAAAAGAGGAGGAAAGAACGGCGAAGAAAGAGGAAGUACCGAAAGUUAUUCCGCCCACGAGAUCAUUGGUGGAAGUUAAAAAAGAAACAAUACCAAUAACAAUACAGGAAAAAUCAGAAAUCGUCGAAGCGGAAAAGAUAACACCGACUACCGAGACAAAACCGAUGGAAGAAGGAAUGCCAGCGUUACAAAUCGAUCUUCGGGUAGCGCCGCAGCAGUAUUUUAUUAUAGCGAAAAUACAAGAAAAAGAAGUAAUACAAAUUCUACCCGUAACGACACCGCAAUGUAUGGCAUGUUGUUCGCGACCACCGGUCGAGACCACCGCGGAGCCAGUCGCGAUUACGCGAACCGAAGUCGUUCAAACUGAGGUCAAACAGGUUGCCGAGAUCGCGCAAACAGAGAUCACGCAAACUGAGAUCGUGCAAACCGAAGUCGCUCAAACCGAGAUCGUGCAAAGCGAACUCGUACAAAUAUCCACGCAAACAGUUUCGCAGAUCGUCGAAAUAGCGCCGCCGACGCGAAUUAUCAGCGUAGAGUAUUUAAAAUCGUCCGAGCUCGAAACCGUCGUCGAGUCGAGCGCCGAAAUUGUCGGCGGCCGUCCUGAAAUAACUGGCCGAAAAAUGCUCGAGCACAAACGCUUGAAGGACCAAUCGACCGUCACGACCGCCAGCACCGGGUCACAGACGGUUGAAACAAGCCACGUUAGCCACGAGCGAGCCGUAAGGGAUGAAAGAGAACGCGCGAGAGUGCCCACGAGUGAACUUUUGCGAGCUCUGAAAAUCGCCGCUCAACGAACGCGGCUGGACACAGAACGUGAGAUUAGAACGAUUAAUUAUGGCAAGUCCGACGAAAUGGUCAGGCAACAUCUCUGCAACUGUUGCUUGUGCGGCAAAACUCCGUCCUCGAUGUCGUCGUCAAUAAAACCCGAACUGCAGAUUCCGCAGAUUGAUACGAAAAUCACGAAAUCUCCGACGGCAGCUGCGUUGAAACGAACUUCCCCCAGAAUCGAUUCGGUUAUAUCGUACGACGGAAUGUGUCCCGAUUGCAAAGCCAAACUUCUGAGCAAAAUGAGCGAGAAGAAGCGUAAUAUCGAACAGAUCAUUAAAGUAAUCUCCCGAAAGAAAAGAAUAGUCGAAAAAAGAGAUCAGAGUUGUUUAGCGAAAAUAUCUAAACGAAAGACCGAUUCCGUGAAACAGAAAAGUAAAAGUGAUUUGCCCGUGACUUUAGAAGACACCGAUAAGUCGGAUAUAAAACCGUUAUCCUCGAGUUGCAUUUGUUUCAAAACCGGUAAAACCGGUGUAGGUCCGACGAGAAAAGGAAAUUGUUAUUGCGCGGAGUGAACCGCGCGUAUCACUUGUCGGUUAAUCAAUCAUUAUAAUUGUUUGGAAUUUGUGUGUCAUAAAAUACAUCGCGUGAA